GUUGCGCUCCACCCCUGACAGAUAACACACGUGUGUUAGAGCAGGUGGCGAGUUGUUGAGCUUCACUUUACACUAGUUAAAAUUAGGGAGUCCCUGAAGUGUAAUCACCUGAGGAUAUGGAGUCAUCAACAGAUUCAGAGAAACAACAUCUGAUUGAGGCUCAUUUGGUGCCUCUUAGAUGGAUGAGUUCUCCAGAGGAAAAACACUCAGACUCUGGAUCAGAGUUCAGUGACGAUGCCUCCAGUGUGGACAGUCUGUGGCAAAGCGAGCAGCUCUGUCAGGAGACGGACACGAUGUCCAGAGCUGAAAGUGACGCAAGACGUUUGGCCAGGAAGAAACUUUUCAUCGCCUGCGCUGUCAGCCUCGUGUUCAUGACCGGGGAGGUGAUCGGUGGAUAUGCUGCUGGCAGUCUGGCCAUCAUGACCGACGCAGCUCAUCUUCUAACUGACUUUGGGAGCAUCGCCAUCAACAUCUUCUCUCUGUGGAUCUCAUCCAGGCCUCAAACACAAACCAUGACCUUUGGGUGGCACCGAGCAGAGAUCUUGGGCGUGUUGUUGUCAGUCGUGUCCAUUUGGGCUGUGACAACAGUGCUGGUCUUAUCAGCCGCACAGAGGAUCGCUGACGGAGACUACGACAUCAACAGUCAGAUCAUGUUAAUAACCUCAGGUUGUGCUGUUGGGGUCAACGUCCUGAUGGUGCUGGUCCUCCAUCAGUCCGGUGCCUCUCACGGCCACAGUCACGGGUCUUCUACCGGUCGGCUGCAGAGGGAAGGGGAACGUCAGAAACGUGGUCACACUCAUGGGCACGGCAACGCCAGCGUGAAGGCGGCCUUCAUCCACGUCGUGGGAGAUCUGCUGCAAAGUGUCGGGGUCCUGCUGGCCGCCACCAUCAUCCACUUCUGGCCUGAAUAUAAAGUUGCAGAUCCAAUAUGUACGUUCGUGUUCUCAGUUCUUGUUAUUGGGACGACGUUUCCAGUCACCAAGGACGUUCUCAGGAUACUGAUGGAGGGUGCUCCUCAGGACAUUAACUCCAACACUGUGAGAGAGCUGCUGCUGUCCGUCAGAGGAAUCGUGGCUGUUCACAGUUUGCACGCGUGGAGUCUCAACAUGACUCAGGCUUUACUUUCUGUCCACGUGGUCACAGAGGAAGAUACUGAUCCGCAGAUCGUCCUCCUAAAGGCAACAAAGCUCCUGCGCUCUGAGUUUUGUUUCUCCAGCAUCACAAUCCAAGUGGAGUGUCACAGUAACACCGCUCACAGUACAGCGGCUGUAAGAUGACAAAACUGAGGCAGGAGGUUCCCGAAGCGUCGGUUGUUCCUGCUUUAACAGCCUCCUACUCCACCCUGUCUGAGCGGCUAAUGGUGCAACUGAACAUUUUUUGUUUUGGUUGCUGAAUCAUAGAAAUGUGUCUCAAAUGGUACAUAAGUGAAAUGUGUUUUAUACAAUAAUAUAUUUAUAUAAUACUA
This is a messenger RNA of Lates calcarifer (barramundi perch), 1465 nucleotides long. Its product is annotated as zinc transporter 2. The transcript is spliced from 8 exons. Gene Ontology annotation, cellular component: plasma membrane. Gene Ontology annotation, biological process: zinc ion transmembrane transport; response to zinc ion. Gene Ontology annotation, molecular function: zinc ion transmembrane transporter activity. Lineage: Eukaryota; Metazoa; Chordata; Actinopteri; Centropomidae. The record is from RefSeq and is a predicted model, not a curated record. Bases 117 to 1277 code for a protein of 386 amino acids.